UGCGCAAGCGCGUCUCCGUGGCGGCGCUGUCCCCAUCCCCGUGCGGGUGGCAGCCUGCGGAGCCUCGGAGGCAGCGUCAUGGUGGCGGCGCUGUUUGGCUGCUGGUUCCGCUGGGGCCGGGCCCGCCCCGCGGGGGCCAGCACGGCCGGCCCGACUGUGGUAAAGACCUCCAUGAAUCGGUUUCAGAUCGCCCUGCUAGGUGUGGGCCUGCUGCUCAUGCUGCUACUGUACGUGGGAAUUCCAGGCCCUCCUGAGCAGACCUCCUGGCCCUGGGGAGACUCCAAUGUCACAACCCUGGCUGGUCUCACCCCUGGCAACUCCCCGAUGUUUUACCGUGAGGUGCUCCCCCUCCACCGGACACGCAGGGUGCAAGUUGUGCUGCUUCACGGAAAGGCCUUUAACUCCUACACAUGGGAGCGGCUGGGCACACUGCAGCUGCUGGCACAGAGGGGCUACCGGGCUGUGGCCCUUGACCUCCCAGGUUUUGGGAACUCAGCUCCCUCAAAGGAAGCAAGCACAGAGGCAGGAAGAGUGGCGCUCCUGGAGCAAGCGCUGCGGGACCUGGAGGUACAGAAUGCCGUGCUGGUGAGCCCCUCGCUGAGUGGCCACUAUGCCCUGCCCUUCCUGAUUCGAGGCCACCACCAGCUGCAUGGAUUCGUGCCCAUUGCACCUGUCUACACUCACAACUACAGCCAAGAACAAUUCUGGGCCAUUAAGACCCCGACUCUCAUCCUGUAUGGCGAACUGGACCGCAUUCUUGCUAUGGAGUCCAUGCGGUAUCUGCGUCACCUGCCCAACCACACUGUGGUGAAGCUGCGUGAUGCGGGUCACGCCUGCUACAUCCACAAGCCUCAUGACUUCCAUCUCGUCCUCCUUACCUUCCUUGACCACCUGCCUUGAGCUCACCCACUGUCCAGGUCCCAGUCUUGGCCUGAGUUUGGAGGGUCUGAACCAGUCCGCCCCACAUCCCCACCCAGGGAGGCAGCCCUUGGGUUGGAAGGCAGAGACGAGAGAGCCCUGCCUUCUCGUUUCAUCUCACAGGGAAAAUAAAAAGCAUUUUUGUCAGGUC
Molecule: messenger RNA, 1069 nt
Organism: Condylura cristata (star-nosed mole)
Lineage: Eukaryota; Metazoa; Chordata; Mammalia; Eulipotyphla; Talpidae
Gene: ABHD14A
Product: abhydrolase domain containing 14A
Exons: 5
Coding region: 79-900 (273 amino acids)
Cellular component (GO): cytoplasm
Source: RefSeq, a predicted model, not a curated record